AUGGGCAGUAGGACUGGCCUGAAGAGUAAGGAGGUGGAGAGCCCACACAAGUCAGCUCUUGAGAAGCAUGGCUAUGGGCCCCAAGGGGACGAGGAGCCAGCCCUGGUUGCGGUGGCUACAGGAGGAGGCGCGCGGCUGCAGUGGCCGCUGAGGCUGGGCCCCGCGGCGCCCUUGCCCUUGGCCGCGGCCAGCGGAGGUUCGGGGGCGCUGCCGGGAGCGGGCGGCCCCGGCCCGCAGCGGCGCACACGGCGCCACCGCACCAUCUUCAGCGAGGAGCAGCUGCAGGCGCUGGAGGCGCUCUUCGUGCAGAACCAGUACCCCGACGUGGGCACGCGCGAGCGCCUGGCCGGCCGCAUCCGCCUGCGCGAGGAGCGCGUGGAGGUCUGGUUCAAGAACCGCCGGGCCAAGUGGCGACACCAGAAGCGCACGUCAGCGACCUCGAGGCUCCUCCCCGGAGCCAAGAAGGCCCCAAAGGAGAGCUGUUGA
Molecule: messenger RNA, 486 nt
Organism: Callorhinus ursinus (northern fur seal)
Lineage: Eukaryota; Metazoa; Chordata; Mammalia; Carnivora; Otariidae
Gene: GSC2
Product: goosecoid homeobox 2
Biological process (GO): regulation of transcription by RNA polymerase II
Cellular component (GO): nucleus
Molecular function (GO): DNA-binding transcription factor activity, RNA polymerase II-specific; RNA polymerase II cis-regulatory region sequence-specific DNA binding
Source: RefSeq, a predicted model, not a curated record